This is a messenger RNA of Coregonus clupeaformis (lake whitefish), 3299 nucleotides long. Its product is annotated as protein CBFA2T2-like. Lineage: Eukaryota; Metazoa; Chordata; Actinopteri; Salmoniformes; Salmonidae. Gene Ontology annotation, cellular component: nucleus. The coding region runs from base 253 to 2103 and encodes 616 amino acids. Gene Ontology annotation, molecular function: transcription corepressor activity. The transcript is spliced from 11 exons. Gene Ontology annotation, biological process: negative regulation of DNA-templated transcription; DNA-templated transcription. The record is from RefSeq and is a predicted model, not a curated record.
GAGAGAGAGAGAGAGAGAGAGAGAGAGAGAGGCCUGGCUAUCCUCUUCCAUCUGGGAGCCAUCUGUGUUUUUCUGGCCUCCUCCACACUGGGGCUCACAUAUGUGGGAACACAAACACAUGCCUGACAUAUGAAGGAGUGGAGAGAGAGAGAGACGAAAAACAGAGAACAGAGAAGGAUAAGAAAGCAAAGUCACCAACAGACAAGAGCCGACUACUAGGGUGGAGACAGUGGAGAGAAGAAGUCCCCUGCCAUGCCCGGCUCUCCUGUGGAUGUCAAGACUCAUUCCAGACCAGUCCCCAGACCAGUCCCCACCAAUAGCAGCAGCAGCGCCACCAUGCCGCCCCUGCCCUCCGUCAACCCCAGCGGACCCCGGCCAGCAUCCUUCUCCUCCACCACUCUGACCAAUGGUAUCCACCACUCCCCACCCACCUUAAACGCUGUGCCCUCGCCGCCCCAGCGCUACAGCAAUGGGCCUAGCUCCUCCUCUUCCUCCUCGCUGGCCAAUCAGCAGCUCCCGGCCACGUGCGGCGCCCGGCAGCUCAGCAAGCUCAAACGCUUCCUGACGACGCUGCAGCAGUUCGGCAACGACAUCUCGCCCGAGAUCGGAGAGAGCGUCCGCAACCUGGUGCUGGCCCUCGUGAAUUCAACGGUCACCAUCGAGGAGUUCCACUCGCGGCUCCAAGAGGCCACCAACUUUCCCCUGAGGCCCUUCGUCAUUCCCUUCCUCAAGGCCAACCUGCCCCUGCUGCAGAGGGAGUUGCUCCACUGUGCGCGUGCGGCCAAGCAGACCCCGGCCCAGUACCUAUCCCAACACGAGCACCUCCUGCUGAGCACCACGCUGGCCGCGCCCCCCGACUCCUCGGAACUGCUGCUGGAGCCCAGUGAGAGAGAGAGAAACACCACUGCUAAGAGACACAGUCCUAACAGGGGCAAAGAGAACGGCUUCCACGAGCGCCCCCCCGCCCCCCUGGAGCCCCCGGCUAAGCGCAUCUGCACCAUCAGCCCGGCGCCCCGCCACAGCCCGGCCAACCCCCUGCCCCUCAGCGCUCAGCUGCACCCCACGCCGCCCCCUCUGCAGCACUACGCCCUCGAGGACAUCAGCGCCCCCCAUCUCCUGAACAGGGAGAGCAGCCACCGGAUACUGGAGCUCCGCGAGCUCAAGGACAGGCCUAGACUACCUGGCACUAACGGGGGUUACCGCGAGGAGCCCAUAGACCACAGGCUGACAGACAGAGAGUGGGCCGAUGAGUGGAGACAUCUGGAUCAUGUGUUGAACUGCAUUGUUGAGAUGGUGGAGAAGACGCGGCGUUCGGUGGCUGUGCUGCGGCGCUGUCAGGAGUCGGACCGCGAGGAGCUCAACUACUGGCGGCAGCGCUCCAGCGAGCAGGAAGACCCCCGCAAAGGAGGGGCCGCCGCCGCCGUGCCCGCCCCCUUCUCCAAGACCCGCAGCCCCCACACAGCAACGGUGCCCGCCCCCUUCUCCAAGACCCGCAGCCCCCACACAACCGAGGGACUCAGCAGUGAAUCGCAGAGAGACUUUGCGCCGCGACCAGGCUCGGGCUACGUGCCUGAUGAGAUCUGGAGAAAAGCUGAGGAAGCGGUGAACGAGGUGAAGCGUCAGGCCAUGGACGAGGUCCAGAAAGCGGUGGCCGAGGCGGAGCACAAGGCCUUUGAGAUGAUCGCGUCCGAGCGGGCCAAGAUGGAGAAGACACUGUCCGAGGCCAAGAGGAAGGCCACCGAGGACGCCAUCCAGGUCAUCAACGAGCAGGAAGACUCCAGCGAGUGUUGCUGGAACUGUGGACGCAAGGCCAGCGAGACGUGCAGCGGCUGCAAUGCGGCGCGUUACUGCGGCUCCUUCUGCCAGCACAAGGACUGGGAGCGCCACCACCUCAUCUGCAGCCCCGGCCUGCAGACCCAGCCCAAGCCCGUGUCCGCCAUCACCGCAGCCAGGGCCGCUGCAGCCGCCGCCGCUGUUACCGCAGGAGCCAAGGCCCCCGAGGGCGUACCAACCGCUGCCAGCCCCGGGGGGGAGAAGGGGUCGGUCCCCUCUCGUUCCUCCACUCCGUCCACUCCCACAGUGCUAGAGACCAAUGGGCAGUAGGAACUAGGACUAGGACUAGUGAUACUGGCUCUCACUCAAGAUGGCCUCCAUUCCCAUUUUCCUUCCAUUCUGUUGUUCCUGACUGUUCAUAAUGGACACCAGGACCGUAUGCCCCAAAAUGGCUUCCUUUCUUUGUUUCCUGUUCCUCUUGAACUGCUGACCGGUGAAAGGUGCUGGUUUCCAUUGUUCCAUCGUUUGGCUGUCACCCGUCGGGUAUCUUUAGGUUAGCGGUUGGCUAUUUAGGUUCUAAAGGUAUCUUUAGGUUAGCGGUUGGCUAUUUAGGUUCUAAAUGUAUCUUUAGGUUAGCGGUUGCGAGGGAGAGGAGAGGAGGGAAGGAAGCUGUUUUGAAGACUUGACACCGACCUUAAUUUAGCCAAGGAAGUGACGUCAUAUGACAGGAAAUGAGUGAACGGAGGAGGAAAUUAGGUCAUUGAUGUCACCAGUCAUGUCACACACAGAAAGAGGACAAAUGGGGAACGGUUUGCUUUGGUAAUGGUGGGCAGAAGACAGACAGACUCAUCUGCUUUGGGACUUGGAGGAUCCAUCUUCAACAUUUGGACAAACAGACAAUCCACCCGACAGAUGGACACUUGUUUCACUUCAUCCAAAAUCUCAAUCCCUGAGACAACUGAGGACCGACUUCAGACCAAGCUUCUUUUUUUUUUUAAGGGGACAAUGGGGGGGGGGGUGUAUGAGAUUUGGAAUGGUCCUUUAUACCCACUUGGGUGAGUGAUGGUCGAAGUACUCUCUGCAUAUUUCCUAGUUUACCAUUGUGUAUAUAAAGCUAAGAGCAAAGAGGGUUAUGGGUCGGUGUUGACAGUGUCAUAAACAGUACCAGCUCUAGAGCAUCUCAUGUCUGGAAAUACAUUUUGGAGGUGACAUGAUAGCGAAGUCACCUCCGCAAUCCUGUUUGUAUAGCUCUCCUACUUUUCUUGCUCGCACAAGUUAUUCGUCAGGUUCCUUUUUGAGUGUGCGUAUGUACGCUUCUGUCAAAACGGGCGUUCCAUCGGUCGAUAUUGUAAAAUAAAGAAUUAUGACUCAUUUCAGAGCAAUAUAAAAAUACUAAGUGUUGAGGUAUUCACAAGCUGUUAUGCAUCACCAAAGUUUUCAAACGCUAAAUGAGUGUGUCACUGCCUGUAACUGACUGCUGUUGUUACACAGAAUAAAUAUACAGAAACACUUGUUUUGUUCUAUGA